Molecule: messenger RNA, 441 nt
Organism: Colletotrichum phormii
Lineage: Eukaryota; Fungi; Ascomycota; Sordariomycetes; Glomerellales; Glomerellaceae
Exons: 2
Coding region: 1-441 (146 amino acids)
Molecular function (GO): racemase and epimerase activity, acting on carbohydrates and derivatives
Source: RefSeq, a predicted model, not a curated record
AUGUGGUCCAACAAGCGUUCUUCUCCCCCCGCGCCCAGUAGCCCAACCGAGGUGGAGGCUCCUGCGCCCGUAUCCUCCAGACAGAAGAACCCCGGUCGUCGCAUUGCCCAGAUUGUGAAGCUCAAGCCCGAGUUCAUCGACAAGUACAAGGAGGUCCACGCCAACGUCUGGCCUGAGGUGCUCAAGCAGAUCAAGGAGUGCAACAUUGUCGAUUACAGCAUUUGGCACGAGCCCGACUCACGCAUUCUGUUUGCGACCAUGAAGUACGUCGGCUACGACUUUGCCGGAGACAUGGAGAAGAUGAAGGAGAACCCCAAGGUCCGCGAAUGGUGGGCCAUGACCGACGGCUGGCAGGAGUCUCUGGUUCCCGGCGCGGUGAGCAGCGAAGCAGGCGAACCGGCGUGGUGGAAGCCCGUCGAGGAGGUCUUCUUCACGCCUUGA